Messenger RNA from Zerene cesonia (dogface butterfly), 1668 nucleotides. RefSeq lists its product as uncharacterized. Lineage: Eukaryota; Metazoa; Arthropoda; Insecta; Lepidoptera; Pieridae. The coding region runs from base 243 to 1037 and encodes 264 amino acids. The transcript has 3 exons. The record is from RefSeq and is a predicted model, not a curated record.
UAUGGCUGUGCUGACUAUUGAUAAUUCCGAUCAGUCUUUCUCAAAAUGUUACGAAGUGCGCACGUAUGUCAGUUUGUGGUAAAAUAAAGCGCGAUUGUGUGUGUGAUUAUAAAUUAAAAACGAUACCCCGAAGUAAAAGGAACACCAGUGGAUCUUUAUAGCUUUGAUUAAAGUAUAAAUACAAAAGAGAAACGCCAUUGUAAAGUAAAUUCUUCCGGCUUGAUUAACAUUUAACGCUCAAGAUGAAGCAGUUAUUAAUAUUUAUUGGAAUAAUUUGUGUAUUAACAAUUGAGGCUCGGAAUGUUCAAGAACCCGAAGCCGAUUCGACAAACGACGACUCUGAAGAAAAUGCACUUCUGAAACAUAUUAAAGAGCAUGCAAGUAGUCAAAUGCGACACAAACGACGUUCAAGACAAUCGCACUAUGAUUACUGGAACCCUUACCAAUACGAUAAUUUUCGAAGAGAAUCCGACAGGCGCCAAGAUGAUAUGCUUGCCCAGAUAUUUAGACAAUUGGAGGAACUAUCCGCUUAUGUGAAACGUCCUCCACCUCCACCUAUCUAUAUACCAUAUCCAGUGAUAUACUCGGUGCCACAAUACAGGCCUUGUAACUGUAAACCUAGCAAAACGAAUGUAACAUUUCCGGAUAGGCUUCCUGAAAUGGAAGACGAAAAUCAAAAUUGGGGCCCGGUACCAGAAGACGCUCCUGAAGAGGGAUUUGAUAAUGAUGACGAUGGCACACGUCCAAUUAUUUUAAAGCCUAUUGGUACGAAUCGGCCCUCACAAGCUAAUCAACCCCCUUUGGAACAUGGCAGCAGUCAAGCUGGGAUCGAUACCACGACGCGAGCAUCAGUUAAGAUGCCUGGAAUGUGCCAAGCUGCUGUAUUGUUUUGUUGCAAUUUAGAACAACAGCAAAAGUGUUUUGAAAAAUAUGGUUGUCAAAAGUCAUAUAGAUCAGGACAGGCCUGUAGGCUGGAAGUUAUAAAACGCGUUAUAGCAGAUUUCACUGAAGCAUAUUCUCCCAACAACUUGAGUUAAGAAUAUGUAUUGUAGUCACUUAUCAGUAUUCUGUUUAUUUAAAUAGGGCAUAAGUAAAUACGAGUAGAGUACAAUGAAGUGCGUAUUGAUGCGCCUGCGUGAGUUAUAAUAAGGUAAAGUCAUCGAGUACUUAAACCACGAAGUCAAGCCUUUUGUUAUCUAUUUCUAUGAGAAACUUCACAUGAAUUGUAAUCAUGUGACGAUUAACAUAGCAGAGCGUUGAAAGAAUUGCAUCAAUUGCUUUGUACUACUAUUCUUUUUAUUUAUUAGGAAAUUGAGAUUCUUCUCAAUUUACCAACAAAUAUUGCCAUAACAUAAUUUAUCUCUUUUUUUUUAUUUUUGUAGCAAUUUACAUCAUAUUUAGAAUGAAAUAAUCGUUACUUAUAGAACCAUUAAUUUAUUGUCCUAACCAAUGGAGAAAAUCGUAAGAAAAAAUUGUAACAAUCAGGUGUGAUUGCAUUUUCAAAUUAAAUAUAUGAAAUAUCUGAAUAUUGUAAGUAAAAAUAUUGUUCUAUGAGUUAUAUCUAAACUACGAAAUUACCCAUAGCAUUUAUGUUAUUUUAAGUACUAUUUUGUACCUAGUUUUAUAUUGGCAGCUAUGUUCCUAGUCUUAAUAAAACUUACAAAGAAA